CAAAAAAAAAGACCAAGAAUAAUGUCAGUCGAAUCCUACUACACCUCCCUCGAAACCCGCCUCGGCAACGCCCUAUUCUUCGGCGGCCGCUCACAUCUCCCAUACUACCCAUCCCUCCCUCCAAAUGCAGGAUUAUGGGAAUAUACCAAAUCGCUGAAUCCAUUUCCGAUAUACCCGGCCCUACUUGCAAUGGAGGACCAGGCUUUUGAAUCGUUGAAGAUACAUCGAAAUGGGAAGGGAGAGCGGGAAGGAGAGGUGCUAGAUGCAGGCUGCGGAACGGGGGAUAUGGCGAUAUACUUCGCAAAACGCGGAUUAAAAGUCCAUGCUAUCGACCUAUUACCCGAUAAGGUGUCUAUCUCAAGGAAAAACGCCGAGCACGAACUCGGAAGCCUCUACAAAGCCAACACCAACAACCCUGCAUCCACUCAAACCAAUGCGGUGAGAUGUCUCGAGAAUCUCUCAAUCCAAGAAGGCGACUACCACGACCUCAGUCCUAUAUUCCCGGAUAGCAAAUUCGACGCGGUAUAUACAAUCGAAACCCUCGCGCAUGCGACUGAUCUACGCACUGUUCUUGGGGAGUUUUAUCGCGUGCUGAAGCCUGGUGGGCGGAUUGCGUUGUAUGAAUAUGAUCAUUGGAUGUCCUCUACUUCAGAAGAGGGGGAAAUGAGCAAAGUGCACCAGUAUGGUGGGAUUGAUCCUACUGCUACUGGCACUACCACGACAACUACAGGGAGUGAAAAAGAUGGACGAGGACUAGCAGCGAUAGUCCGGGAUGCUGGUUUCGCAGAUGUCCGCGAGGAAGAUCUCACAGCGAACGUGCGUCCGCUUCUCCGGUUUCUUGUUAUUUGUCUGUUUGUGCCGUAUGUGAUUGUACGGGUGUUAGGGCUUGAGGCGAGGUUUAUUAAUACCGUUGCUGUGGUGGUGAAUUAUAGACGGGGGUGGAAGUAUGUUGGUGUUACAGGGCGGAAGGCUUAGUCUUAGCCAUAAGUGUUUGGUUUGAUAUGUGAAGGUGAUUUGUUUGAUAAUGCAAUCCAUUCCUAACUAUUUACUCGUAUGUUACAUAAAUCCAACCAUACGCCACGCUAAAUCACAACUUUUCCG
Messenger RNA from Aspergillus glaucus CBS 516.65, 1101 nucleotides. Its product is annotated as class I SAM-dependent methyltransferase. Lineage: Eukaryota; Fungi; Ascomycota; Eurotiomycetes; Eurotiales; Aspergillaceae. The record is from RefSeq and is a predicted model, not a curated record. Bases 22 to 975 code for a protein of 317 amino acids. The transcript has a single exon. Gene Ontology annotation, molecular function: S-adenosylmethionine-dependent methyltransferase activity.